CAAAAACACGACACAACAAUAGGUAACUUACUUUGUAAAAGUUGCGACUUGUUUACUAACUAAUAACUACACUACAUGCUAAUGAAAUAUCCAUCUUUCGAUCUGUAGGUGUUUCAUGUAUUCUUGAUUAUGGCUAAAUUAAAAGUUUCGUAUUUAGUUGUUGGUGGCGGAAUAGCCGGAGUGACAUGUGUGGAAACUUUAGCUAUCUUGCAUCCCGAAGAGAGUCUUGCAAUUAUUACUGCCUCCUCGUUAGUUAAAAAUGUAAGCAAUGUUAGUUUCUAUGCUAAAACUAUUGUAAAGUUUGAUGUUUCUGAAACAGAAGCUAGGUCAUUACUAAGAAUUCAUCCCAACCUUAAUAUUAUUUAUGACUCACUAAAAACUUUAAACACACAAGAUAAAUUAGCAACUACAGAUAGCGGUAUCACCAUUGAAUACAAAGUAAUCUGUAUUUGUACUGGAGGUAUACCUCGUUUAAUAUCAGACUCUAAUAAAUGUGAUAGAAUCAUAGGGAUAAGAGACACAGAUUCUGUAAAUGACUUUAAAGAAAAGCUUAAAAAUGGACGAAGAAUGGUAAUAGUCGGAAAUGGAGGCAUUGCAUCAGAAAUAGUUCAUGCUACAAAAGGAAUACAGAAAGUAUGGGUGAUUAGAGAUGAUUAUAUUUCAAAAACCUUUAUUGACCCUGGAGCUGCAGAAUUUUUUCAAAACACAAUGAAGACUAAAUCAUCUAAAGUGCCACAGGCACCAUCGAUACUAAGAAGACACAUAUUUACAGAGGAUGAUAAAUUGAUAUCCAUUAAUAAGAAUUUAAAGUCAGCAGCGCUAGGACCUGAUUGGUACCGUAAACUUGAAACCCUUACUGGAGAUAGUAUAGAACAAGAACUGGAAAUCAUUUACAAUGUUGAAGUUGAUUCAUUUCAGGAAGUAAACAAUAAAGAAUAUCCAUUAGAAGUAAAGCUUACUAAUGGAAAGCUAAUUCAAUGUGACUUUGUUAUAUCUGCAACUGGGGUUGAACCAGCUGUUAAUUUUUCUUGGGACCAUGAACCAAAAAGAGGACAAGAUGGUGGAUUAGCAGUAAAUGAAUAUCAGGAGACUUCUAUUGCAGAUGUGUUUGCUGCUGGUGAUGUCGCUACAGCUGCCUGGGAAUAUGCUCCACAUUGGUUUCAGUUAAGGCUUUGGACCCAGGCUAGACAGAUGGCUGGAAUGGCUGCUAAGGCUAUGCAUGCCAAGAUGACUAAUGAAAAUGUUCUACAAGAUUUUUGCUUUGAACUUUUCACCCAUUGCACAACACUUUUUGGGUACAGAGUAAUAUUGUUAGGAAAAUACAAUGGUCAAGGCUUGGGAAAUGAUUAUGAAAUAUUGCUCCGUACAACUCCUGACCUUGAGUAUAUAAAAUUUGUCCUCAAAAAUGGGAGGUUACAAGGUGCUAUAUUAAUUGGAGAGACUGAUUUAGAAGAAAUGGUAGAAAAUCUUAUAUUAGAUCAAAUAGACUUGACACCAUUUGGUGAUGAUAUAUUGAAUCCUGAUAUUGACAUAGAUGACUAUUUUGAUUAAAUAAUUUGUUAACAACGUUACUUUCCUCCAACUUGCAUUCUGCAAAAAACAAAUAAUUGUGAAAUUG
Molecule: messenger RNA, 1618 nt
Organism: Papilio machaon (common yellow swallowtail)
Lineage: Eukaryota; Metazoa; Arthropoda; Insecta; Lepidoptera; Papilionidae
Gene: Pyroxd1
Product: pyridine nucleotide-disulfide oxidoreductase domain-containing protein 1
Exons: 1
Coding region: 130-1551 (473 amino acids)
Molecular function (GO): flavin adenine dinucleotide binding; oxidoreductase activity
Source: RefSeq, a predicted model, not a curated record